Microcebus murinus (gray mouse lemur) is the source of this 6874-nucleotide messenger RNA. Lineage: Eukaryota; Metazoa; Chordata; Mammalia; Primates; Cheirogaleidae. The record is from RefSeq and is a predicted model, not a curated record.
CUCCGAGCCCGGGCCGCCGCCGGCGCGGCUGGGAGAUGUGCCCGGAGGAGGGCGGCGCGGCCGGGCUGGGCGAGCUCCGCUCCUGGUGGGAAGUGCCGGCCAUCGCGCACUUCUGCUCGCUCUUUCGCACGGCGUUCCGCCUGCCCGACUUUGAGAUCGAGGAGUUAGAAGCAGCUCUUCACAGAGAUGAUGUGGAGUUUAUCAGUGACCUGAUUGCCUGCCUGCUUCAGGGCUGCUAUCAACGAAGGGAUAUCACGCCUCAGACAUUCCACAGCUACCUAGAGGACAUCAUCAACUACCGUUGGGAGCUUGAAGAAGGGAAACCGAACCCUCUGAGAGAAUCCACUUUCCAAGACCUGCCUCUUCGUACUCGUGUGGAGAUCUUGCACCGGCUCUGUGAUUAUCGGCUCGAUGCAGAUGAUGUCUUUGAUCUUCUCAAGGGUCUGGAUGCAGACAGUCUCCGUGUGGAACCACUGGGUGAAGACAAUUCUGGAGCACUCUAUUGGUAUUUCUAUGGAACACGAAUGUACAAAGAGGACCCGGUACGAGGAAAAUCCAAUGGAGAACUCUCUUUGAGCAGGGAAAGUGAAGGACAGAAAAAUGUCUCAAGCAUUCCUGGAAAAACAGGAAAAAGAAGAGGAAGACCCCCCAAACGGAAGAAACUACAGGAGGAAAUUAUAUUGAGUGAAAAGCAGGAAGAAAACUCCUUGGCAUCUGAGCCACAGGCAAGAAAUGGGUCCCAAGGGCCAGGCCAAGGCACUUGGUGGCUCCUAUGCCAAACAGAAGAAGAAUGGAGACAGGUCACUGAGAGUUUUCGAGAGAGGACCUCCCUUCGAGAACGGCAGCUCUAUAAGCUCCUCAGUGAGGACUUCUUGCCUGAGAUCUGCAACAUGAUUGCCCAGAAGGGAAAACGUCCACAGCACACAAAGGCAGAGUUGCAGCCUAGGUGGUUGUCUGACCACCUGUCCGUCAAAUGCAUCAAGCAAGAGGAGACGCCUGUGCUCACCAGAAUAGAGAAACAGAAGCGCAAAGAGGAGGAGGAAGAGCGUCAGAUUCUUCUGGCAGUGCAGAAGAAGGAGCAGGAGCAGAUGCUGAAGGAAGAGAGGAAACGGGAAUUGGAGGAGAAGGUCAAGGCGGUGGAAGAUCGCGCUAAGAGGAGAAAGCUCAGGGAAGAAAGAGCAUGGCUGCUGGCACAAGGGAAGGAGCUCCCUCCAGAACUUUCCCAUCUGGACCCCAGUUCCCCCAUGAGGGAAGAAAAAAAGACCAAGGACCUCUUUGAGUUGGAUGACGAUUUCACUGCCAUGUAUAAAGUUCUAGAUGUGGUGAAGGCUCACAAGGAUUCCUGGCCCUUUUUGGAACCUGUUGAUGAAUCUUACGCCCCUAACUAUUAUCAGAUUAUUAAGGUCCCCAUGGAUAUUUCAAGCAUGGAGAAGAAACUGAAUGGAGGUUUAUACUGUACCAAGGAGGAGUUUGUCAGUGACAUGAAGACUAUGUUCAGGAAUUGUCGAAAAUAUAAUGGAGAAAGUAGUGAAUAUACCAAGAUGUCUGAUAAUUUAGAGAGGUGUUUCCAUCGGGCAAUGAUGAAACAUUUUCCUGGCGAAGAUGGAGACACAGAUGAAGAAUUUUGGAUUCGAGAGGAUGAAAAGCGGGAGAGAAGACGGGGUCGGGCCGGACGCAGUGGUGGAAGCCAUGUUUGGACCCGCUCCAGGGACUCCGAAGGGCCCAGCAGGAAACAGCAGCCCGUGGAGAACGGAGGAAAGUCGUUGCCCCCUGCACGCCGAGCCGCCACCUCCGGGGAUGACCAGGGCAGCAGCUCCACACAGCCCCCUCGGGAGGUGGGCACUUCCAACAGCAGAGGCUUCGCUCGCCCCCUGCACUGUGGCGGGAUGCCCAGCCAGACGCCCUUUUUAAACCAGAUGAGGCCAACAGUACCAGGAACAUUUGGUCCUCUUCGAGGAUCAGAUCCUACCAGUUUAUAUGGUUCCUCCGGAGUCCCAGAACCACACCCUGGAGAGCCUGUUGUACAACAGCAUCAGCCUUUUUCCAUGCAGCCUCCAGUUGGAAUUAACAGCCACCAAGGACCUGGGCUAGGCACGCCCGAAGAGAAGCAAAUGUGUGGAGGCCUGGCACACCUUUCUAAUAUGGCACCACAUCCUGGAUCCUUGCAGCUUGGGCAGAUGAGUGGGCCUAGUCAGGAUGGAAACUUGUAUCCUGCAGCUCAAUUCCAGCCAGGAUUUAUUCCUCCCAGGCAUGGCGGCACUCCAGCCCGACCCCCAGACUUUCCUGAAAACACAGAAAUUCCUCCCAGCCACGUGUAUCGAUCAUACAAGUACCUGAAUCGAGUGCACUCUGCUGUCUGGAAUGGGAACCAUGGUGCUACUAAUAACCCAGGACCCUUGGGGCCAGAUGAGAAGCCUCUCUUAGGGCCAGGACCCUCUCACCAGCCUUGCACUCUUGGUCACAUGAUGGAUUCCCGGGUGAUGAGACCACCUAUCCCCCCAAGCCAGUGGACUGAACAAUCAAGCUUUCUACCUCAUGGAGUUCCUUCUUCAGGGUAUAUACGACCACCCUGUAAGUCUGCUGGACAUCGGUUACAGCCACCUCAAGCACCAAGUUCUCUGUUUGGAGCACCCUCCCAGGCUCUGCGGGGGGUGCAGGGAGGGGACUCCAUGAUGGACAGCCCAGAGAUGAUCGCCAUGCAGCAGCUGUCCUCCCGGGUCUGCCCACCAGGUGUGCCUUACCACCCCCGCCAGCCUGUGCCCCCACAUAUUCCUGGCCCUUUCCCACAGGCAGCUCACUCAGCAUCAGUCAGUGUGCCAGCCCCGAGGCCUGCCUUGGGCAACCCUGGGAGGUCACAGGAUAAAAGUGAAACACCAGAGCCUGAAAAUGACCGAGAGCCCUUGCCUGGACUUGAAGAGAAAACAGCAGGCGUUGCUGCUUCUGAGGAAGGGGUAUACCUCAAACAUCUACCUCACCCUGCGCCUGCCCUGCAGCCCGAUUGCACCGGGCAGAGCUCGCCACAAGAAAGGGAAACAGUGGGCCCAGAGCUCAAAAGUGACUCCUCAGAAUGUGCAGACAACUGUAAAGCAGCAAAGGGCAAGACCGCCUGGCCCUCGGAUAGCAGCUACACCAGCCCAGCCGCCCAAGGGUGUCUGAGAGACCUCUCCACUGUGGCAGACAGAGUGACUCUGCCUGAAAAUGGAGUUAUCAGCGAAGCAUCUCCUUGUGGAUCAGAGGGGAAGGGCCUUGGAGGCAGCGGUUCAGAAAAGCCGCCCUGCCCCAGAGGCAAAAUGCAGGACACCAUGCUGUGUACAGGACAGAACACAACACCUCCCCACACAGACCCCAGUCUGAUGGGAGGCGCUAUAAGCCAGUUCUCUCCCUUGUACGUGCCUGGCCUGGAAUUCCCGAAUUCAGCUGCGCAUUAUCACAUCAACCCAGCCCUGCCAGGUUUGGGCCCUGUGGUGGGAGGGAAGUCCUCAGUGUCCCACCCUCAGCAUUUCCCUCCUAGGGGCUUCCAGCCUAACAGUCCUCACUCUGGAGUCUUUCCCCGGUAUCGCCCCCACCAAGGCGUGAGGUACUCCUACCAUCCACCACCUCAGCCUUCCUACCAUCAGUAUCAGCGAGCAACUUACUAUACCUGUCCACAGGGCUUCUCUGACUGGCAGAGACCCCUCCACCCCCAGGGAGGCCCAGGUGGGACCCCAGCUAGCCAGCCGCCCCCAUCACGUUCCCUCUUCUCAGAUAAGAAUGCCGUGGCUAAUCUGCGAGGCUGUGAGACCCUGAAUGCUGCCUUAACUUCCCCAACUCGAAUGGAUGCAGUGGCUGCUAAAGUUGUCCCCACUGACGGGCAAAAUCCUGGUUCAGAAGAAGAGAAGCUGGAUGAGUCUAUGGAAAGGCCGGAGAGUCCCAAAGAAUUUUUAGACCUGGACAACCAUAAUGCGGCCACCAAGCGACAAAGUUCGUUAUCAGCCAGCGAUUAUCUUUAUGGAACUGCUCCUCCACCUCUGAGUUCAGGAAUGGGUUUUGGUUCACCUACUUUUGCACCUCAUGGUGUGAUGUUGCAAGCGGGGCCCCCUUAUACACCCCAGCAGCCGGCCAGUCACCUCCAGCCCAGGGCUUACUCUGCUCCUGGGACAGCUCACCCUCCUCACUGUCCAGCAGCCACCGCCCAACCCAAUGGCCUCUCCCCGGAGGGCCCUGUGUAUCACUGCCAGGAAGAGGGCUUGGGUCACUUUCAGGCUGUAAUGAUGGAACAGAUUGGCAGUGGAAGUGGAAUAAGGGGACCUUUCCAGGAAAUAUACAGACCAUCAGGAGUGCAGAUGCACCCGGUCCAGUCGCAGGCCUCAUUCCCAAAGACCCCAGCACCAGCAGGACCGCAGGAGGAUCUGCCACCUCACAAGCCCCCAACACUUCCUCUGGAUCAGAGCUAGUCCAAGGAGGGGAAAUAGCCACCCAGGAAAUGGAAAGCUGCACGUGAAGACUGGGACAUGGAGAGCUAGGGGAUGACCCUUGCCCAUCUCUAUUCCUGUCACCCUGCUCCAUCCUUCACAGUGACUCACCGUCCCGGAGCCGUUCACUGGGCAGGAAGCACACUCCGUAGAUGACUCACACAGCCAGCAGAGGUCCUGGGUCCAGGAUCGCUUGUGUAGCUGGUAUAGACAGUCGAGAAGAACAAGUGAACCUGGAGUUGAUGAUGACUUUUCCAAAUCCUGAGACUCUUUUCAGGGAAAAUCACUUUAAACUUGGGGGGGGGUACUCAAGAAUGGAGUGGUGCUUUUAAACUUUGAUGAGCAGCUAAACUCAGGUAUAUAUUUGGGGAAGGGACUACUCGUAGUAUUAAUGUUUUUGGAGCUGGGUCCAGUUUACAGAAUUUUCAUGUUGCCUUUUAAAAUAAUUUUUGUUGGUGGUGAAUGUAUUGUACAUAAAGUGGGAAGGGUAGGGUAGGUGGGGAUGUGGAAGAAAGGGGAGUCUUAACUGUGGUGGGCACACAGCACUGGAGUGAUCAUUAUCUGUUUACAAUCAUGUCACACUGCAUACUUUUGGAAGCUGGAUAAGAGCAUAGGAAAGGUUUAAUCUUACGGUAUGUCACUGUCUAUUUCCUUAGUGGCUGGCCAGCCUUUCUGAGUAAACAGCCUUCCUUGAAGCAGCCUAAGAGAGAAUAGUUAUGCUAUCCCCUAACCAUUUCUCUCAGUUUGGAGGCAGAGUGCUUUGCUGUGGCCUACCAGAAGAUUCAGCCCACAGAAACGGGCUGCUCUCUCACUCUGGUGGUCCAACUCCUAUAUUUGAGAAAGUGGUGUCCCUGCCUGGUUUUGCCAACAGCCCUAUCAGAUAGUUGUAAACCAGUAUCAGGAAUUGGGAUCACUAGAGUAUUUCACUUACUGAAUCAUACUCUUCACAGACCUGUCAGGACUGUGAUUUAGAAGGCAACACACAAAGCGUUCUGGCAUGAAUCACACUUUGUGGAAGUGACUACUCAGGUUUGUGUAUGUUAGUAUCAAUAAAGAAAUUGCACAGGUUUGAAUAGGAAAAAUGUAUUCGAUAGAUUGACAGUUUGAAUUUAGGAAUAUUUCAGUAUAUAUAGUUUUUAUUCAUUUUAAGUGAAUCAUAGUAAAAUCAGUCAUGGUGAUUUAAAAUAGUGUCAAGAAUAAGUUCUUGGAAAUUAUUUCUUGUAUCUGUGAUAGGAAACAAUUUUACAGUAUUAAAUUGCUUUAUUACAGUUUUAGAAAUGAGUUACACUGGAAUCUCCCUGUUUAGCAUUCUGUAUUUGAUUUUAGCUAAGAUGUCACCAAAGUUAGGACCCAUGUUAUGAACUUCUGAAUAUCCCACAAGGAAAAGAUUAAGAAAAAUGUCCUGAAAUGAUAGGGGUUGGUAAAGAAUAGUGUGUGUUAAGCAUGCUUUUGCCAUAGUAGAAAAGCCUCCAUGAAAUAUUCAUCUGCCCUAGUUUCGUAUAAAUUCACCUGUGGGUGGAGGCAGUAGAAUCUUUCCCCACAAUUUCAACAUCCUUAAUGAAACCUGGAACUGUCAACAUUUCCACUUUGCUAAACAUGGUAUCAUUGGGAAAGGAAACAAAUUGGAAGCAUCCGUGUUACAGAGAUGGAACUCAAGACAGCGGUUCCAGUGUGAUAAUAGGAGUCACACCAAUAAGUGAAUGCCCAUCAACCUUGGUGGUGGCUCUUAGCAUAUGGGCAGAGUUGAGUAGGGAACACACAUGCCUCUGAGGUAUAAGGCACAAAAAUAUGAAUUUUUCUCUAACAGAGACUUUAAUUUUAAAUUUGGCAUGUUUGCAAGUAGACUGAGUUUUGAGCCUGUGUUCUCAUUGGCUCUUAAUUGUUAGAAACCUAUCACUGGCAUAAUCUGUUUUAGAAAAGUAAAAAGGUCAGAUUGUGGAUAUGUCUUGGUCUGCCCUUGAGCCUAGUAUAAGCUAAAAGGUCAAAACAUUACUACUUCAGUUUCCGUGUUUGUGCAGAAGCACUGAGGAGGGAAAAAGUAGUUUGCGGCUGCUUAGACCUGGUCAAGGCCCUGAGUAUUUGGCCACUUUCUCUUUUCCUGCUAAUGCUGGCUUGAAUUGGAGGCUGCUAACUUUUCCCUAAGUAGGAGUAUGGUAACCAAUGGGGCCUUUUCCCAUGGUGCUAACACUGUAGGAGUUGCUUUGUGCUGAAUAACCUAGAGGCCUGGGUAGGAGUGGACUGUAACUAAAAGUGGGGCUGGUUGUACCCUUCCCUUCUGCCCUCCUGGUAUUUGAGCAGCUAUGUGCACAUUGCUCAGGGUAACCCUGUCUCCUCAUUCCCCCAGCCCCCUACCUCCAAUUACCUGUUGUUAGAAAGAUGCUGUGAACAAUAUUAGAAAAAAUGAAUUAAAUCCUUGAUUCUUA